Molecule: messenger RNA, 815 nt
Organism: Sinocyclocheilus grahami
Lineage: Eukaryota; Metazoa; Chordata; Actinopteri; Cypriniformes; Cyprinidae
Product: membrane cofactor protein-like
Exons: 5
Source: RefSeq, a predicted model, not a curated record
CAUAUGUUUUGUGUUUAUUUCCACAGCGCAAUGCACACGGCCUUCUUUUACAUCAAGAAAUGUCAUUUUAACAGCAGAGCAUCUCUCGACUCCUAGUUUCCCAGAUGGAUCCACUGUAACAUUUGAGUGUGUGAUUGGACACAAGCCAGUUGACUUAAAAGCAUCUAAAUCAGUUACCUGUCAGGGAAACCAGUGGACAAAUCUGGAACUCAAUUGCGCAAGAAAAUCCUGUGGAAGCCUUGCAGAUUUUCUUAAUGGCAGAUAUGAAAUUACUGGAAAUUUAUUUGGUGACACCGCUAAACCAGUUUGUGACGAAGGAUACAUGUUAGCGGGUCGAGAAACAACAAGAACAUGCAGAGAUCAGGGAUGGGAUGGCCGAGAUCCUCUCUGUGAACCUGUAAAAUGUUCAGCACCUCCAGUCAUAGAAAAUGGGCAACUUGAAGAUGAGCCUUUUGAGAGUUAUGAUUAUUCACAAGCAGUCUCCUAUAGAUGCAACAAAGGACUUGAUCUUAUUGGACAAUCAACACUUCAUUGUUCUGAGGAUGGAACAUUUAAACCAGAUCCACCAAAAUGUUUUGAUGGGUGUCUAGCGCCUACAAUUCCUAAUGCAAAAAGAAUUAAUGGAAAAUCACCCCCCUACAAACUGGGUAACUUUGUACAAUACAAAUGUGAAGAUGGCUAUAAAAUGACAGGAGAAGAUUAUAUUGUGUGUACAGCAAAUGGAUGGGACCCUGAACCACCAAGGUGCAUUGGUAAGACUGAAAGGAUUUAUUUUAUUAAUGCAUGACUGUAUUCUGUAAAGGAACAGUUUACCC